Messenger RNA from Acanthoscelides obtectus, 678 nucleotides. Lineage: Eukaryota; Metazoa; Arthropoda; Insecta; Coleoptera; Chrysomelidae. The record is from the annotation of a GenBank genome assembly.
AUGAUUGUUCGUCAAUUUUUGAAAUGCAGGGACCAUAGGAUAGGUCUAGAACAGACUCGGGCAAACACUUUAAGAGAAGGGCCAGACAGAAUAAAAAUUAUCAAGGAAACACAAGUCGCUCCACCUAGCGAAAAUGAACAAGGUCUGCUAGAGGAACAAGUCAUUGAAGAACCGUCUACAAAUCUCUCGCAGACUCCUAUAAGACCUUCGACCAGCAAAACAUGCUCCCGAGUAGAAUUGACUGAUAAAACAGGUUCUCGAGUAGAAGCAGGAUCAAAAAAUAAAAAAUCAUGGAUAGAAACGCUAACCGCAGCUGUUGCAGAGGUCCGAAAAGUCCACGAAACAAUAACUUCUGAAUCCAUCAGUGAUCAUGAAGCUUUUGACAAGUUCAUUGCAGCCAGUUUAAAUAAACUGCCCCCCGCUUAUUCAAUCAUGGCGCAAGCUGAAAUUCAAAGAGUAAUACAAAAAUAUCGACUGAAUGCGUUAAAUAAGAGCAGUUCUGCUUCUGAGGCUUCCGCAUUAACUGCAAUUCAAUCACCAACCCUUCCUUGGGAUUCACCUCCUUCAACUACUUCUGCAUACAGCACUAAUUACCCUGUCAUGAAUGAGGACACAGUUGCAAAUGAUGAUGCUGCUAUCGGAGAUAUUAUCUCGCAAGCAUGGAACUUGACAAACUAA